Pan troglodytes (chimpanzee) is the source of this 3692-nucleotide messenger RNA. It is a transcript of the gene GRIN3B, whose product is annotated as glutamate ionotropic receptor NMDA type subunit 3B. Lineage: Eukaryota; Metazoa; Chordata; Mammalia; Primates; Hominidae. Gene Ontology annotation, molecular function: signaling receptor activity; ligand-gated monoatomic ion channel activity. The coding region runs from base 116 to 3568 and encodes 1150 amino acids. The transcript is spliced from 7 exons. Gene Ontology annotation, biological process: monoatomic ion transport. Gene Ontology annotation, cellular component: membrane. The record is from RefSeq and is a predicted model, not a curated record.
CCGGAGGCGGCCCGGGCGGAGCGCGGAGGGCGCGUCGGAACCUGGCCGGGGCCCUCCACCCGCGCCGUGGUCCCGGUGGUUGCGCCCCGCGGCGAGCGGCGCCGACAACUUUGCGAUGGAGUUUGUGCGGGCGCUGUGGCUGGGCCUGGCGCUGGCGCUGGGGUCGGGGUCCGCGGGGGGCCACCCUCAGCCGUGCGGCGUCCUGGCGCGCCUCGGGGGCUCCGUGCGCCUGGGCGCCCUCCUGCCCCGCGCGCCUCUCGCCCGCGCCCGCGCCCGCGCCGCCCUGGCCCGGGCCGCCCUGGCGCCGCGGCUGCCGCACAACCUGAGCUUGGAGCUGGUGGUCGCCGCGCCCCCCGCCCGCGACCCCGCGUCGCUGACCCGCGGCCUGUGCCAGGCGCUGGUGCCUCCGGGCGUGGCGGCCCUGCUCGCCUUUCCCGAGGCUCGGCCCGAGCUGCUGCAGCUGCACUUCCUGGCGGCCGCCACCGAGACCCCCGUGCUCAGCCUGCUGCGGCGGGAGGCGCGCGCGCCCCUCGGAGCCCCGAACCCAUUCCACCUGCAGCUGCACUGGGCCAGCCCCCUGGAGACGCUGCUGGAUGUGCUGGUGGCGGUGCUGCAGGCGCACGCCUGGGAAGAUGUCAGCCUGGCCCUGUGCCGCACCCAGGACCCCGGCGGCCUGGUGGCCCUCUGGACAAGCCGGGCUGGCCGGCCCCCACAGCUGGUCCUGGACCUAAGCCGGCGGGACACGGGAGAUGCGGGACUGCGGGCACGCCUGGCCCCGAUGGCGGCGCCAGUGGGGGGUGGAGCACCGGUACCCGCGGCGGUCCUCCUCGGCUGUGACAUCGCCCGUGCCCGUCGGGUGCUAGAGGCUGUACCUCCCGGCCCCCACUGGCUGUUGGGGACACCACUGCCGCCCAAGGCCCUGCCCACCGUGGGGCUGCCACCAGGGCUGCUGGCGCUGGGCGAGGUGGCACGACCCCCGCUGGAGGCCGCCAUCCAUGACACUGUGCAACUGGUGGCCCGGGCGCUGGGCAGUGCGGCCCAGGUGCAGCCGAAGCGAGCCCUCCUCCCCGCCCCAGUCAACUGCGGGGACCUGCAGCCGGCCGGGCCCGAGUCCCCGGGGCGCUUCUUGGCACGGUUCCUGGCCAACACGUCCUUCCAGGGCCGCACGGGCCCCGUGUGGGUGACAGGCAGCUCCCAGGUACACAUGUCUCGGCACUUUAAGGUGUGGAGCCUUCGCCGGGACCCACGGGGCGCCCCGGCCUGGGCCACGGUGGGCAGCUGGCGGGACGGCCAGCUGGACUUGGAACCGGGAGGUGCCUCUGCACGGCCCCCGCCCCCACAGGGUGCGCAGGUCCGGCCCAAGCUGCGUGUGGUAACGCUGUUGGAACACCCAUUUGUGUUUGCCCGUGAUCCGGACGAAGACGGGCAGUGCCCAGCAGGGCAGCUGUGCCUGGACCCCGGCACCAACGACUCGGCCACCCUGGAUGCACUGUUCGCCGCGCUGGCCAACGGCUCAGUGCCCCGCGCCCUGUGCAAGUGCUGCUACGGCUACUGCAUUGACCUGCUGGAGCGGCUGGCGGAGGACACGCCUUUCGACUUCGAGCUGUACAUCGUAGGUGACGGCAAGUACGGCGCCCUGCGGGACGGCCGCUGGACCGGCCUGGUCGGGGACCUGCUGGCCGGCCGGGCCCACAUGGCGGUCACCAGCUUCAGUAUCAACUCCGCCCGCUCACAGGUGGUGGACUUCACCAGCCCCUUCUUCUCCACCAGCCUGGGCAUCAUGGUGCGGGCACGGGACACAGCCUCACCCAUCGGUGCCUUUAUGUGGCCCCUGCACUGGUCCAUGUGGCUGGGCGUCUUUGCGGCCCUGCACCUCACCGCGCUCUUCCUCACCGUGUGCGAGUGGUGCAGCCCCUACGGCCUCACGCCGCGUGGCCGCAACCGCAGCACCGUCUUCUCCUACUCCUCAGCCCUCAACCUGUGCUACGCCAUCCUCUUCAGACGCACCGUGUCCAGCAAGACGCCCAAGUGCCCCACGGGCCGCCUGCUCAUGAACCUCUGGGCCAUCUUCUGCCUGCUGGUGCUGUCCAGCUACACGGCCAACCUGGCUGCCGUCAUGGUCGGGGACAAGACCUUCGAGGAGCUGUCGGGGAUCCACGACCCCAAGCUGCACCACCCGGCGCAGGGCUUCCGCUUCGGCACCGUGUGGGAGAGCAGCGCCGAGGCGUACAUCAAGAAGAGCUUCCCCGACAUGCACGCGCACAUGCGGCGCCACAGCGCGCCCACCACGCCCCACGGCGUCGCCAUGCUCACGAGCGACCCCCCCAAGCUCAACGCCUUCAUCAUGGACAAGUCGCUCCUGGACUACGAGGUCUCCAUCGACGCCGACUGCAAACUGCUGACCGUGGGAAAGCCCUUCGCCAUUGAGGGCUAUGGGAUCGGACUGCCCCAGAACUCGCCGCUCACCUCCAACCUGUCCGAGUUCAUCAGCCGCUACAAGUCCUCCGGCUUCAUUGACCUGCUCCACGACAAGUGGUACAAGAUGGUGCCUUGCGGCAAGCGGGUCUUUGCGGUUACAGAGACCCUGCAGAUGAGCAUCUACCACUUCGCGGGCCUCUUCGUGUUGCUGUGCCUGGGCCUGGGCAGCGCUCUGCUCAGCUCGCUGGGCGAGCACGCCUUCUUCCGCCUGGCGCUGCCGCGCAUCCGCAAGGGGAGCAGGCUGCAGUACUGGCUGCAUACCAGCCAGGUGGGGACCGGGUGGGCGGCGGGCGGCCCCACCACCCCCGCCUCCUCGCCAACCGGGUCUGUCUGGGGUCUUAGAAAAUCCACCGCGCCCUCAACACGGAGCCACCAGAGGGGUCGAAGGAGGAGACGGCAGAGGCGGAGCCCAGGUAAGUGGUGGUCAGGCGGACCACGAUGCAGGACCACCCAGACCCACCACCCCACCAGCUCGCCCCGAAGCCGGCCGCGGGGUGCAGGAGGUUCCCGGAGGUUCCCCGCCCACCCCCGGAGGGCUGUGUGCACACCGUGGCUCCCUGGUUGUGCCUGUCGGCCAUCCUCUGCCGUCAGCGGCCUCUGCAGAGGCCCAGGGCGCGAGACGGCUGCCCCGGCGGACACUGACCAGGCCGGUUCCGUCCCCAGCGGCCCCGAGGUGGAGCAGCAGCAGCAGCAGGACCAGCCAACGGCUCCGGAGGGCUGGAAACGGGCGCGCCGGGCCGUGGACAAGGAGCGCCGCGUGCGCUUCCUGCUGGAGCCCGCCGUGGUUGGGGCACCCGAAGCGGACGCGGAGGCGGAGGCUGCGCCGCGAGAGGGCCCCGUCUGGCUGUGCUCCAACGGCCGCCCGCCCGCCACAAGGCCCACGGGGGCCCCCCAGCCCGGGGAGCUGCAGGAGCUGGAGCGCCGCAUCGAAGUCGCACGUGAGCGGCUCCGCCAGGCCCUGGUGCGGCGCGGCGAGCUCCUGGCACAGCUCGGGGACAGCGCACGUCACCGGCCUCGGCGCUUGCUUCAGGCCAGAGCGGCCCCCGCGGAGGCCCCACCACACUCUGGCCGACCGGGGAGCCAGGAAUGAGGCGGCAGCCGGGCCGUUUGGGCUCAACACACACACACACAGCGCAGUGAGCCGCUGUCAACAGACAGUUUAUUCUAUAUACAAACACAAUUUUGUACACUGCAAUUAAAUAGAAUGGAAUGAG